AGGGGAGGAGACACUCCCAGCUGUCCUAGGAGAGCCGAGGCGAGAGGAUCCCACAGCACGGUCAUUUCCCACGACCUUUACCCGGUGGGUAAGAGCUUAUCCAGACUGAGGGAGUCGACAUAUUUCGUGCGCCCCAAGGUUGCUCGAGAAGCUCAGUUCGCGUCUGCAGGGCAAAAAAGGAGGACGCCCGAUUAGAGGACUGACUGUCCCCUGCCUGGCAGACGAUCCACGCCAGUCUCCUCCUUGGACUACACAGCCCCUCAAGGCCCUGUCGCUGGGCACAGAUUCUCCACCUCGGACGACUUUCUAGCCCGGGGCGGUCUCUGGGGCAGGAGCACCAGGGUCCUUGGAGGCGUCUUUAAGGCUUUGGUCCCCGCCCUCAUCGCCCGCCCUCUUCCCGCCUUCCUCCGCAAGGAUCCAGCGUCUAGGCGCGCGGAGCAGGUGCGGGGCCCCCGUAUGCGGCUGUUGGGGCUGCUGUGGUAGCGGCGCGGGGCGCUCGCCCACCCCUUCUCCGGGCCACUCUCAGGCUCUGGCGCGCGGGGACAUGUCGGUGGUGACUGGCGGCGGUGAGGCGGCCGGUGGCGGCGGCGGCGGCGGCGGUGCGCGCGUCUUCUUCCAGAGUCCCCGCGGUGGCACCGGCGGCAGCCCAGGAUCCAGCAGCAGCUCCGGCUCCUCAAGGGAGGACUCGGCGCCGGUGACUACGGUGGCCGCCGCCGGGCAAGUGCAACAGCAGCAGCGACGCCACCAGCAGGGAAAAGUGACAGUGAAAUACGACCGUAAGGAGCUUCGUAAGCGGUUGGUGCUGGAAGAAUGGAUCGUGGAGCAGCUGGGUCAGCUGUACGGCUGCGAGGAAGAAGAAAUGCCAGACGUAGAAAUUGACAUUGAUGAUCUUCUUGAUGCCAACAGCGAGGAAGAAAGAGCUUCGAAAUUACAGGAAGCUCUCGUAGACUGCUAUAAACCAACAGAGGAAUUCAUCAGAGAGCUGCUCUCCCGGAUAAGAGGCAUGAGGAAGCUGAGCCCUCCGCAGAAGAAGAGCAUAUGAUUUCGCUACAGGGUAAAAUUCUCUCGGAGAUGAAGAAAGCGACCUGGGAUUUGGACCCCACAGAUACUUUUCUUAAAAAAAAAAAAAUAAUAACCAUAGUUGUCUUUUACAACAACAUUUUUUUGGUGUGUAUGUGUGUGUGUUGGGGGGGGUAGACAUUUAUUCAAAAGUGUUUCUUCUUUUGUUGUUUUUAAAGGGUUUUCAUUACUGUAAUAUUUUAAUGGCAAAGCUACUACAACUUGGACUGUAGUCCAACCAAGAACUAUCAAAGCAGGUACAUCCACAAGGAUGGACAAGGCCAGGUGUGUUUUCUGUCAGGACUCAGCUGUAAUUUAGGAUCUCACAAUACAGGGAAGAUGGUUUUCUUAUGGUCAGUUUGGUAAGACGUUUUAAGUUGUACAUUUGACUUCGAUGUCAAAGCUAUCUCAUGCUUGUAUAUAUCUACAGACACUAAGUUAAAACUAGAGAUGUGAGCUUUGUAUCAGGUUCAUGGAAUAAGCCUGUGCUUUCCUAUUA
Molecule: messenger RNA, 1558 nt
Organism: Mus caroli (Ryukyu mouse)
Lineage: Eukaryota; Metazoa; Chordata; Mammalia; Rodentia; Muridae
Gene: Ppp1r14c
Product: protein phosphatase 1 regulatory inhibitor subunit 14C
Biological process (GO): regulation of phosphorylation
Cellular component (GO): cytoplasm
Molecular function (GO): protein serine/threonine phosphatase inhibitor activity
Source: RefSeq, a predicted model, not a curated record